Messenger RNA from Platichthys flesus (European flounder), 1441 nucleotides. RefSeq lists its product as uncharacterized. The coding region runs from base 404 to 1441 and encodes 345 amino acids. The record is from RefSeq and is a predicted model, not a curated record. The transcript has 7 exons. NCBI's taxonomy places the organism in Eukaryota, Metazoa, Chordata, Actinopteri, Pleuronectiformes, Pleuronectidae.
CGGCCUUGGAGGAGGAGGACCAGGUGGAGGAGUUGCAGUUGGCCUCGGCACAGGACUGGGACCUGGCUCAGGCAUCGGGACAGGUGGAGCAGGUGGGGGCUAUGGUUUCGGUCCUGGCGGCACAGGCACUGGUGCAGCUGGAGGCCUUGGAGGCAGAGGACCAGGAGGAGGAGUUGGCCCCAGCACAGGAGUAGGACCUGGCUAUGGGGUUGGUUUUGGUCCAGGUGGUACCGGUACUGGGUCAGGUGGCCUUGGUCCUGGUGGUGCUGGCACUGGCCCUGGAGGAGCUGGUUAUGGGCCCGGUAGAACUGGGUUUGGACCAGGUGGUGCUGGAGCUGGAUUAGGAGGAGUCGGAACAGGACCUGGAGGAUAUGACGCCAACGCUAAAGCUCGUAAAUAUGGAAUGUUAAGUGGAGCACUGGGAGGUACAGGAGCUGGUGGAGUCAGGCCUGGUGGGGCUGGAACCGGCUAUGGACCAGGUGGAGUUGGACCUGGCGGUGCAGGUACUGGUUACGGACCUGGUGGAGUAGGACCUGGUGGUUCAGGUACCGGUUAUGGACCAGGAGUCGGACAAGGUGGAAUUGGACCUGGAGGUGCUGGUACUGGUUAUGGACCAGGUGGAGUCGGACCGGGUGGUGCAGGUACCGGUUAUGGACCAGGAGUCGGACAAGGUGGAAUCGGACCUGGUGGUACUGGAUAUGGACCAGGUGGUGCUGGCACCGGUUAUGGGCCAGGUGGAGUCGGCCCGGGUGGUGCAGGUACUGGUUAUGGACAAGGUGGAGUCGGACCUGGCGGUGCAGGUACUGGCUACGGACCCGGUGGUGCAGGUACCGGUUAUGGACCAGGUGGAGUCGGACAAGGUGGAAUCGGACCUGGUGGUGCUGGUACUGGUUACGGACCAGGUGGUGCAGGUACUGGUUAUGGACCAGGUGGAGUUGGACCUGGUGGUGCAGGUACUGGUUACGGACCAGGAAGUGCGGGCACCGGCUAUGGACCUGGCGGAGUCGGACCAGGUGGUGCUGGCACUGGUUAUGGACCUGGCGGUGCAGGUACAGGAUAUGGACCUGGAGGUGCAGGUACCGGAUAUGGACCUGGCGGAGCAGGUACCGGAUAUGGACCUGGUGGUGCGGGCUAUGGACCUGGAGGUUAUGCUGGUGCCAAAGAGGAGGAGGAGGGGGCCCAGGAAGAGGUGUUGGAGUAUCAACUGGUGGUGGACAAGGGGCAGGACAGGGGACUGGUGGGAUACCUGGUUCGGGUGUUGGAACGGGAGGUGGACCGGGUGGCUUUGGACCAGGCGGCGCUGGAGGACAACCUGGAGGAGUUGCACUGGGGACAGGAGCUGGUGCUGGCACUGGUACUGGCACUGGUGCUACUACUACAGGAACUGGUGCUGGAACUGGAACUGGAACUGGAACUGGUGAUGGUGGUGCUGGCAGUGUGA